AGCCAAUGUACCUGAGGAAAUUAGCCAGUUACGCAGCACUUUCUGUCACGUGACACUAAGACCCAAUGAUAGUGUAUAACCGAGGGCCCACGUGUCUCCGUUCCCAUUGGCAACCCGCGGCUUCUAAACAACCUACUUUCCUCAGGCCCCAAGUGCCGGCCUCCCUGUUUCCUGUCUGAUCCCUCCACAACCAUGGCAGAGUUGGGCCUAAAUGAGCACCAUCAAAAUGAAGUCAUUAAUUACAUGCGUUUCGCUCGUGCAAAAAGAGGCUUGAGACUUAAAACGGUAGAUUCCUGCUUUCAAGACCUCAAGGAAAGCAGGCUGGUGGAGGAGACUUUCACCAUCGAUGAGGUUUCAGAAGUCCUCAAUGGGCUGCAGGCUGUGGUACACAGUGAGGUGGAGUCCGAGCUCAUCAAUACAUCUCACACCAAUGUCCUGCUCCUCCGGCAGCUGUUCUCACAAGCCGAGAAGUGGUACCUAAAGUUACAGACAGACGUCUCUGAACUUGAGAACAGAGAAUUAUUAGAACAAGUUGCUGAGUUUGAAAAGGCAGAAUUUGCAUCUUCAAAUAAAAAGCCCAUCAUAGAUAUCACAAAGCCUAAACUUGUUCCAAUUAACGAAGGUGGAACAACUGAACUCCUAAACAAGGAAAUUUUAAGACUUCAACAAGAGAAUGAGAAACUAAAGUCAAGGCUGAAGACCAUUGAAACACAGGCUGUAAAUGCGCUGGAUGAGAAGUCAAAAUUGGAACGAGUACUUCAAGAUUUACAGCUUGAUCAAGGAAAUCAACAGGAUUUUAUCAAGGCCCAAGACUUGGAUGACUUGGAAAACACAGUUGCAGCUCUUAAGAGUGAAUUUCAGAAGACACUUAACGACAAGACAGAAAACCAAAAGUCUUUGGAGGAGAACCUAGCAGCAGCCAAACAUGACCUCCUCAGAGUACAGGAGCAGCUGAGCAUGGCUGAAAAGGAGUUAGAGAAGAAAUUUCAACAAACAGCAGCUUAUCGAAACAUGAAAGAGAUUCUCACUAAAAAGAAUGAUCAAAUCAAAGACCUUCGGAAAAGACUUGCAAAAUAUGAAUCUGAAGAUUAAAGACUGGAGGUUUUGUCUAGAACCUGCCACACAUGUACGUACAAGUUAUCUCCAUCCACCUCAGGCAUGUAUUUUGAAGCAUUUUGUCAUAUUCUCUUCUUUUUCUAAUGUUUAAGCUUUCCUUGUAAUAUUAGAACUAUCGUUCUUCUGUAAUUGAGAAGAGAAAAAACAUGUAAUGAUUCUUUUCUGUUGUCCCUAACACCUCUCUGUCAAAUGCUCCAGAGCCUCCAUCCAAGUACAGUGAAAUUUCUUCAUGGAACAAAGCGGUUUAGAGUGGGAAGAGAGCCAUCCUUUUGUAUUAGUGAGAGAACCUUUUAAUGUUAGAGAAGCUGGCAACAUCUAUACUUGUAUAGUCCUUAAAUGUAAAAACAAAUAGUAAAGUUAUUAAAACUUACAAAUAAACCUUUAUUUUUAAUAAUGAAAUCUUAAUUUAUCUGAUCAUCAAAAUGUAUCAACUUAUGGAAAAUAUGUUUACUUUCCACUCUAGUCCACAUGUCCAGUAAUUGUAAGGGAGAGUAAGCUGCGGUAACUAAAGGCUCAGUUAACCUUUGCAUCUCUCCAUCAUGAGUGCUGCUUACUAUAGGAAUAAGCAGACAUUUUUUGCGUCCUUACUUAUCAUGGAUCAGUUAUGGACAAAGAAGUCAGAUUCAUCCUAUACUUUCACAGUUUUAAAAGCAGAUGGACUCAGAGAGAUGGACUUACUUGCAGAAUAUACUUUUAGCUUAUACAUGAAUUAGUAUUCUUUCAAACUCUGCCUCAACCUAAAGUUGUUGACUAAGUUCCAGGUUGUACUUUGGUUUGUAUAUGUGUAGAGAACUGGCAUUUUUCAAGAGAUUUUAAUAUUUCAGUUGGUGUGCUUUUCCUCGGGUGAUCAUAUAUAAAGUGCCAGAAACAGGACAUGACGCCUACAUUGUGCGAGUUAAACCUAAGAAAGCAUUUACCCUUCACAUAUUAAUGUGGAAGAAGUUUUCUAAUUCUCAAAGCAAACGUGUCACAUCCUGUGUGAACAAUCCUAAGAGAGGCUUUUCCAUUUCUACCAAUAGGGAACUUACUUCCAGAAAAGAGUUCAUUGAUCAGAGCUUACAUCUUUGUUAUUUUCACUCAGUAUUAGCUUUGAAUAUACUGUGGAAUUUUUGUAGCAUUAUUAACUACUAAAGGAACAAAUAAUAUCGAAGUUAUUUCUCUCUAAAAAAAGCUGGGGAGGCAAUCUUAGGAUGAUGAAUGAAUCCAAAAAGGAAGAGAGAAAAAAUAAUAAGGCAACAUUUUCUACACGUUUUUUCUUGUCCAUUUGUUUCUAGCUGUAUCGCUUAUCAGUUUCAUGUAGGGCUACCAUUGUGGACUGUAGUUUCACCCUGGGUUUCCAUUUGUAAACCGGAAUGUUCUGUGUAUGUCAGAAAACAACUUGUAACUAAAUGGAAAACGUGUCUUUGA
Molecule: messenger RNA, 2523 nt
Organism: Rattus rattus (black rat)
Lineage: Eukaryota; Metazoa; Chordata; Mammalia; Rodentia; Muridae
Gene: Lztfl1
Product: leucine zipper transcription factor like 1
Exons: 10
Coding region: 193-1092 (299 amino acids)
Biological process (GO): negative regulation of protein localization to cilium
Cellular component (GO): cytoplasm
Source: RefSeq, a predicted model, not a curated record